AUGGUGAAGGUCAACUUCAACCCAGAGACCGAGAUCCCUAGUCUUCAGGGCAAGGUAUUCCUUAUCACAGGCGGAACCGCCGGGCUCGGGAAAGAGACGCUGAAGGAGCUAGCCAAGCACAAGCCCGCCCAUCUCUACUUCACCGGCCGCAACCAGAAGAGCGCCGACGCCAUCAUCUCGGAACUGAAGGCCAUCGACGCCUCGGUCGGCAUGACCUUCCUGGAGUGCGACUUCGGCUCCCGCGCAUCCAUAGUCAAGGCCGCAGAGAGAUUCCACAGCGAUCGUCUGGAUGUGUUCAUUGCCUCGGCUGGCCUGAUGGCCGUGCCGGCGGAGACUACGGUCGACGGAUACGAGAUCCAGUUUGGGACGAGUCACAUGGGAAACUUUACGCUUCUGGCCCUGAUGCUGCCGAUCAUGCUUCGUACGGCGAAGCAGCCAGAUCCCGACGUGCGAUAUGUCGCCCUCACCUCUCUGGGUUAUGGGCUCCAUCCCAAAGGCGGCAUCAUAUUCGAUACGCUCAAGUCGAAGCAGGAAGAUAGGAAUACGUGGGUUCGAUACGGACAGUCCAAGCUAGCCAACAUCCUCACAACCAAAGAGCUAGCCCGCCGCCACCCAACCAUCACCAGCGUAGUCCUGCACCCAGGCACCGUCAAGACGGGUCUAGUCGACAACCUGUCGUUCGCAAACCGUAUGAUCGUCUACGUCACCAACCCGCAGGGCCUGAUGACGCCCGAGCAGGGCGCGUGCAACAUGCUGUGGGCGUCGACGACGCGGAAGGAGAACCUGAAGCCCGGGCAGUUCUAUACGCCUGUGGGGCAGGCUGCCAGUCUGAUGAGAGAGGGGGAGAACAUGGAGCUGGCGAGGCGCUUGUGGGAGUGGAGUGAGAAGGAGAUUGCUGGGCUGAAACUUGGAUGA
Messenger RNA from Anthostomella pinea, 915 nucleotides. The record is from the annotation of a GenBank genome assembly. NCBI's taxonomy places the organism in Eukaryota, Fungi, Ascomycota, Sordariomycetes, Xylariales, Xylariaceae.